This is a messenger RNA of Anisakis simplex (herring worm), 1239 nucleotides long. The record is from the annotation of a GenBank genome assembly. Lineage: Eukaryota; Metazoa; Nematoda; Chromadorea; Rhabditida; Anisakidae.
AUGAGUGAUAACGGACAAACUGUCGAUACCAAGAGCUCAUCGGUGGCUGAAUUGACUUUGAAGGAGACUUUAUGUCUUAAUUUCACGUCAGGGUCGAGGUCAGGCUCAAACCCGUCCUCAUCAACCACUCAAUUGCACACCAUCGAAUUCGUUCGAAUGGAACAACAAUUUCCAAUUGUAGCAAAAUACAAAUUCGCUAUUCCUCAAAUCAUCUCCUCGUGUAUUUGUGACUGUGCUGGUGCUGAACAGAAUUGUACAAAAGGCUCAAUAUGCUAUCGAACAUAUCAUGCGCAUCAGUCAAAUGCCGGAUGUUUGACACAAUCGUUGAAGAGUGAAGUGUGCUGUGAUGUCGCUAUUGAACCAUAUAACAACAAGAUGUAUACAGCAAUAAAGUUGAAUCAACCAGACACAAUAGUGGUUUUAAAGCAUAAAAUAUAUGAAAGGAUAGCAAACCGUUGGAUUGAAGCAUCCUCAGACGAGUUCGACGCGAUCAUCAAUAAAGGAUCGGCGAUCAUUGAAUCGAUCGAUCGGCGGAAAAUCGAGAUUCGAGUAACAUCAGGUCGAGUGAUACGUGAGAUGAAUGCUGGGAUGUACUACUAUUCAGAUGAAAUCGAGAUGCUAAUGACUGGGAUUAGACUGAAUGAACCAUCUGAAAGUGAUAUUCAUAAACUGGGUUGGAUGAGGAACGAAAACGGGAAAUGGAUUAUACGAAAUGGCAUCAUUAAAAUUACUGAUUCACAGCAUAUAACGGUGGAAAGCUGUAAAGGACAGAAAUAUUUGACUCGGUACAAUUUGGAAUAUUUCGUCAGUGGGAAUGAAGGUUUGAGCGAGCUGGAUUUGGGAUUUCCAGUAGAUGAUGAGAGUUGGGUGGAGGAUAUUAGCAUUGCAAAUGAUCGACGCUCUGUUCGGGUGGUGCACGCUGAAGGCACCGCCAUUCACCUCACCAUUAACACUGAUAUCAGGCUGGGUGGCAAAGGCACACUAAUUGGAUACGUGUAUCGAAGCGAUGAUAAACUGUCAACGGAGUGGAGUUUCAGUGUUGAGAUGGGGUCAAAGGUCAGGUCAUCAUUCAUGACCAUAAUUGGUGGCUUAUCAUCCACGAUCAACUCGGAUCGAUUCGUUUGUUUACAUCCCGUUGGCAAUACUUACGGUGAAAUUUGUAAUUGGUUGAGGUUAGCGAUCUAUUUCCGUGUUUACUCAUUCUCAAAAUAUUAUCGUUUCAAAAUAAUUUUCAGCUAG